AAGUAUACGUUGGGAAGAUAUUUUCCUUUUCUUCUUAGGGUUUCAAAACCUAGGGUUUCGUUUUAUUCAUUUACUUGUGUAAUUAACUGUUGAGAGCAAUUGAUCUCAAUUCCUGUCGUCCUCAUGUUUUCUGGAAUUUUUACUUUUGUUUUUACAAACGCGUUGGACAUUCGAUUUGUGUACUGAAAAAUCUGGAGGGAAAUUGUAAAUGUAUGUUUUUUAGGGUUUGGAGUAAGAAUAUGAGCUACUGUUUGCACAGAUCGAACUGGGCUACAAUGAACUCAUGGGAAUUUCUUUUUAUGGUCCGGUGUAAGCUGUAUAAUAGCUUCAAUUGUUCAUGAGGGACUUGAAGUAUGGUAUGAAAACUUGUGAGCCUGAUAUUCUUUUAGAUGGAAACGUUAAUCAGGUGAAUUUCAAUUGGUAUAUGGAAAACGUAAAAUGGUAUAAGAUUGGGUUUCAUGGAGGAUUGUUAGUAGGAGGAAAAUAAUAGUUAUUUUUUUCAGUUUUAUAUUUCUUGUAGCUGGAGAAAGAGAAAUCUCUAGGAUAAGUUUUAACCUUGGCGGAGUGCUCUUCUGUGUUAUUAUUGUCUAAAGAUGGUAUCCUUCGACCUCGUUAACGUAAAGGUCUAGAACCUUACGCAUCUUACAAAGGGAAAGUUACAGGAGGAAAUAUUAUCAUAAGAAUGAAUUGUUGUUAUCGAUGAACACAAUUUAGUGGUGGAGCUUCGUUGGAAAGGAAGUAUGUUUGGUAGUUGAGCUUCUGGAAACAGCUCGGUAAGUAAUUCUCAGCUCCGAUGCCUUGAAUCACACUACUGGGCUCAUCAUCAACGAAAGGAGGAGUCUUUGAAAAAUUAUUUUUUGGUUAUCGAGAGUGGGUCUGGUAUAAUGUCUUCUAUUCAGGUGCCAGAAUUAUACAGACAAAAUAUAUUGGAGGAGAAGCUUGAAAUUGGGAAGUCUAGGUUAGAACAAACGGAGAAUCAUUGUAGGAAGCAACUGCCCAUGAGCCACAAUCUAGGGGUAUCUGUUAAUGGGGUUGAAAAUCAUCCUCAUCUUGGGCAGGUCGACAUUGAAAGUGGAAAAUGUUUAUCAUCCCAAGAGCAAGAAGGAGUUUCAUUUAAAAGUGGGUCUGGUAUAAUGUCUUCUAUUCAGGUGCCAGAAUUAUACAGACAAAAUAUAUUGCAGGAGGAGCUUGAAAUUGGGAAGUCCAGGAAAGAACAAACGGAGAGUCAUUUUAUGAAGCAACUGUCCAUGAGCCACAAUCUAGGGGUAUCUAUUAAUGGGGAUGAAAUUCAUCCUCAUCUUGGGCAGGUCGAAAUUGAAAGUGGAAAAUGUAUAUCAUCCCAAGAGCAAGAAGAAGUUCCAGUUAAAAGUUCAUCUUGCAAGGCCUUUUCUAUCAGAAGCUAUGUGACAAAUAUUCGAGAAACAGAUAUAAGUAAAUGCUGGCCUUUUCCUCUGCAUUUACUGCAAAGAAGAAUGGGGAAACACACAGUCCCUAUACUUCCCCUUCUUGAAGUUCCUACAUUCAGAUAUUGGCAAUGCUUAGAUUGUCUUGUUAGUGAAUUUAACUUGGAUAGCUUCAAUGAAAUAAAGAAUGAUCAGCAGCAGCUAGAUAACUUGAUGAAUGCCAUGCCUAUAAAUGGUGAUGCAAAAUUUCCAAUUGAACUAUCUGAAAAUGAACAUGAAGAUUCAGGCAAUGACAUGGAGAAUCGUCAUUUGAGUAGAAAGGCAGGUAAUGAUCUAGAGGAAGAUGAAGCAAGAAUUAAAGUGGCAGAGUGUAUGGAAAUAGGUGAAAGAUCAGGGGAUGCCAGUGUUGAAAAUCAUAAAGAAAUUCACCACAGUGAAGAAAGAGUUACAUCGCAUGGCACAGUUAAGGAGUUGACAUUAAAGAAUGUGCCAGAUGGCGAUAAUUUGUAUUCUAAAUAUGAAAUUAUCGCCUGUAAUGCAACUGUGUGGCCAACAGACUCUGAAGAGACUUCCAGUGCAAAACACAGUUUAUCUGGCAAGGAUGAUGAUCAAGUUCUUUCCAAUUGCACGAGUCAAUUAAGAGCUGAAACAAAUAUCUCAAAUUUUACAGAGAAGGAAGACCAUAUUAAUUAUAUGCACUGCACAGUGAACAAAGCAGCUAUGUAUGAGUUAGAUGAAAAUGCCUUUUACGAAGAAAAUUUUGAAAAUAGAACUGAAGAGGAGCCAAUGGAGGCAUUGAUAAGCAGUAUUGAAGGAGAUAAUACAUUAGCAUCAUCCAUUGUGGCCAAUUUGGAUGAGGAAGGCUGUGCUACUGAGGUGGACAAUGAUGGCAUCCCUCCCAUUGUAAAGAAAUACAGUUCAAAAAGACAAAAGGGUAAAGUGAAAUUACUUAAAAAACGCUUAAUAUCAGAUCUUAUUGCUGUUGUUCCAAAUAAACAGUUGAGCUGCAAUGAAGAAAACUGGAAAUCUAAAUUGAAGCAUAUGUCAAGGAGAGGAAAGAUUGAGAUGCUGAAAAUCUCAAAAGCUUCACUACAUAACUCACAAGAAUUCAAGGCUCAAGCUGAACCAAACCUAGAAUUUGUGGAUGAUAAGAGGAAACUACAGUGCCAAGACAUUUCAUGUCAAUCUUUACCACCAGAGAAGUCUGUAAAAGAAGAAAGAAGAGUUAUCAAAAGACGUUUUGGCUCAAAAAAGCUUGGAAGCCCUCAAAAGGAACUGCUUUCAAAGGUUUUUAAAAAGAAAGUACCUGAGGAAGAGCUUGUGCACAAUGGAUUACAGAAAAAACCAGCUUCACAUCUAGAAGAUGAUUUACUCAAUGAUUUGGCACAUUUUAUGGCUAAAAAUCAAUUUGAACGACAUGCAACAGCACCAAGAACUCACAAUCGUAAAAAAACUGGGUUUCUCAAAGAUUCAUUGGCUCAGAAUAAAGAAGCUGAAGAUGGUAAUUGUUUUCUGAUAGAAAAUAAGUCCGAUGAUCCAAUUCAGUUUGACAAUGAUCAGAGUUUGAAGGAUAAGUUGGUAAAAGGGACGGAUGCUUCAACUAAACACGCUGCAGUGGAUGGUGAAGUUCAUCUUCUUAUAGAAGAUUGCAAGAAGAUUAACCAAGUCCAAGAAUCUGGUAAGCAUGAUAAACAGGAGACAUCAGGACAGACUGUGGAAACAGAUGUGAAUCUGGAUGCUGUGGUUGGUAUUUCUUCAAGUUUGAAUCAUCAUGGUUGCAAGAAUACCGAGAAAGUUGAUAAAACCCUUAAAAGAGAUGCAAGUGGUCAGUCAGUCACCACCGGUAAUGACAUCAUGAUAAAAGAUCAGAGAAACAGUGGCUUCGGUACUCUUCAAUCGAAAUCAAUUGUGCAUCCAGGAAAGCUCUUUAAAUCAAAUCAUGAUGAUUCAACUAAGCAUGUCACAGUGGAUAGUGAAACUCGUUUUCUCACAGAAGAUGGCAAGAAGAUUAAUCAAGUACCAGAGUCUGGUAAGCAUGAGAAACAGAAGACAACAGGACAAGAUAAGGAAGAGUACAGUGAUUUCUUUACUCUUCAAAAGAAAUCAAUUGAGCAUCUAGGAAAGCUCUUUAAAUCAGAUUGUGAUGAUUCAGCUAAGCAUGUCACAGUGGAUAGUGAGAUCCAUCUUCUCGUAGAAGAAAGCAAGAAGAUUAAUCAAGUACAACAGUCUGGUAAGCAUGAGAAACAGAAGACAUCAGGACAAGAUAAGGAAGCGCAUGUGGAAGAUACUGUGAUUGGUAUUUCUUCAAGCUCAGAUCAUCAUACUUGCCAGAACACAGAAGCAGUUGAUAGAAACGUGAAAGCCACUUCAAGUUAUCAGUCAGUCUGUGACGAAGGAACUGGUAAUGAUGCUAUUAUAAAAGCUCAGAAAAACAAUGGCUCCUGUAUUUUAAAAAACCAAUCAAUUGAGCAUCUAGGAAAGCCCCUUAAAUCAAAUCAUGAUCAACUGUCUAAUAUUGAGCAAUGCAGUGCUUCUUUGGAUGCUGCAGUUCAUGGCCUUUCAUCGACUAGUUUUGAGGGUCGUGGCAAUGGCUUGGAUGAAUCUGUGCCCUCCAAUGCUUGUAGAGAUGAUAUCCAAAGUCAUAACAAUGGUUCAGAGAAGCCUGUGCCCAAGAAUCCAUGCAAUGAAACUUGUUUAAACACUUUGCAAACAGUUGCAGAGACAAAGAAAACGAAAGUUGGGGACAGGCACAGAAUCACUGUCCCUGCAUUGGGAACAGGCAGACAUUGUACAGAAAACAAAGAAGUCAAGCAGGUCCAACUGGAUGGUAGAACAGCUCCACCAAUUGUACCACCUCUUUUUCAAUUUGAUGCUCCUGGUAAUCCCCUCAAAUCAAAUCAUGAUCAACCAUCUAUUAUUGAGCAAAGUAAUACUUCUUUGGAUGCAUCAAUUUAUGACUUUUCAGCUACUAGUUUUGAAGUUUAUGAUGAUGGAUUGGAUGAAUCUGCACCCCACAACUCUCACAAUGAUGAUCUCCACAAUCAUAACGAUGGCUCAGAACAGGCUGUUCCCAAGAGUACAUGUAAAAACACUUCUUUAAUCACUUCCCAAACUGUUGAAAUGACAAAGAAAACGGAAGUUGGGGACAGGCAGAGAAUUGCUGUGCUUGCAUUAGGUAAGAAUUGUGCACAAAAUAUGGAUGUUAAGCAGGUCCAAGCAGAUAGUGGCAAAGCUGCACCAGUUGUGCUGCCACCUUUUCAGUCUAAUGUUCCUGGAGAGACCUCCAAAUCAAAUGGAAAUCAAAUGUCUCCUAUUGAGCAAAGCAAUGCAUCUUUGGAUGCUUCAUUUCAUGGCUUUUCAGCUACUGGUUUUGAGUGUUACGACGAUGGCUUGGAUCAAUCUGUCCCCUCCAAUUCUUGCAAAGACACUCUCCACAGUCAGAACAUUGACUCGGAACACUCUGUGCCCAAGAGUGCAUGCAAAGACACUUCUUUAAACACUUAUAAUUCUGUUGCAGUAACCACUUCUGCCCAAAUAAAUGCAGCUGUACCAGUCCAACCUGAUUUAUCUCUUCAUUACCAAAGCAGGAUGAUAAAUCCAAAUCUGAUCACAGAUGUUGAAAAUUCAACAAAUUCAAACUUAAAAGCUCCUCAAAUGUACCAUACAGAGAGUUAUCUAAAAGGGAACAGAGAUUAUACUUCAUUUUAUACAGGAUGCAAUCCACUGUUAAGUGGGCCUCAGCCAACCAUAGGAGAGAACUUCAUCACUAACCUAUCGUUGAGCUCAACUGAAAGAGAAUUCAUGUGUGAGGGUUCGAUAGGAAUUGUGAAACAAAGAAAGGGCCAGAUCUGCCAAAAACAGGGAACUUGUGAGACACCGCCUAUUAGAACCUUUCCAGUAUUGAGCAGUAAUGGACAGCAACCACUGAAAUUACUGAAUGGUUUUCCUGAUUUUUCUAUGGAACAUAAGCCAUCAAACGAAAUUGGCUUUCAACCUUCGAUUGAUUGCAAUCUGCCAUGCAAUAUCACAAAUACUACAAGUUUGGGUGCAGACCCAAUGACCAAUGCUGACAAGCAACAGCCUUUAAGAUCACCAAUUAUUUUAAGCUUUUCUCAAGGAAACAAGUUAGAUACACAGACUACACUAUCUCGAGAGUGCUUUGAUCAGAGCAAGUUUGAACUCCUGUCAUACAUAGAAAAGAGAAUUCAACAUUACUGUUCCGGUAAAGCUCCUAAAAGAAUUGCAACUCAAAAGGCUGAAAAAGGCCCUCAGGAUGAAGACUUCCAGAUUGCUGCUUCCCAGGAUCCCAAUUUCUGUAGCAUAAAUAAGAAUGUAGUUGAACAUAUAGGCUUGAAAGAUAGUCUGACAAAGAAAAGGAAAGUUGGGAAUAAGCAGAGAAUCGCUGUGCUUGCAUUGAGUGCAGACAGACAUUCUACACAAAAUAAUGAAGCUAAGCAGGUUCAACCAGAUAGUAGCACAACUCCGGCAAUUGUACUACCUCUUUUUCAAUCUAAAGCUCUGGAAACAGUAAUGAAGAUUUCAGAUGGACAAAGUUGUAGAAGUGAAAUGUUAGUAGAAGGGAGCCAUGGUUAUACCUACCAUCAAUCUAUUUUUCCAGGAGAAAAUAUGAGCACUAUUUUGGAGAACCCAGAUAAACAGAUUCCAAAAAGGCGGAAGAUCAGCAAAGGUAAACAGGCUCAAAUAGAAAGUCAAUCCUUAGAAGUGGCUGCUGUUGCUCUUUCUGAGACAAAUUUCCGAAAAGAAAAAGUAAACUCGCAAUUGAAGGUAACAGUGAGGAACAACAAAUUAUCGGAUUCUGCUUGUCUGAAAAAUAGAAGGCAUACAUAUGGGUCUGUUUUAAGCCAAAAGCACGCAAAUAAAGUAGAAAUAGAAGCGACAAAAACCAACAGGAAACUCAAAGUGCAGUCUCAUUCCAUACAAACUGAGACAUGUGCUAUGGACAAUCACACAAGUCCAGAUGAUAAUCCAUCUGCACAAGAGCUGUCUUCAGUUGCAAACCAGUUUGCAGGUUUCAAGCAUGUGCUGAAACCAAUAGCACAUGAUACUCCGCAAUAUCUUCCUGUUCCACCUGUCCCCUUUAUAGCAGAUAAAAAUGAUGAGGCAGCGGAAGCAAGUCUGAAAUUUUCAAAGAUGAACAUGAUAGAUUCAAAAAAGAAGCUAAAAGUAAAAAGCCAACUCCCCGCGAUACAUAACUCUUAUAACCUUCAAGCUAUAGGCAAUUACAUAAAAUGGGGAAAAUACAGCGUUGAGCUGCCAUCAUCGCAAGCUCAACCUUCAAAAAAUGGUGCAGGCAUGUCAUUUCAGCCUAAAAUAGAUCAAAAUGGGAAUACUAACAUUGGUAUUCCAUACCAUACAAGCAGUGGAAAUAUCAACAUUCUUAAUCCAGUAUGUUCAGGUGUAAGCAUUAUGCCGGGCCUAUUGAAACCAUUGGGAAUGUCCGAACAACAGGCAUUGUUGUGUCAAAUACAGGAGUAUCUUGACAAGCCAAAACUUCAUGUCUCCUCAUUUACUCAUGCAGAUAAGCCACUUUCUACUUCCAUCGAUUCUUCAUCUAACAAAACUUGAUCACUUAGCCUUGAAUUCCCGCCGGAGGUUCAAAAGCAGAGGCGUGAAGGAGUGUCGUUUUCAAGCUCAGGAAGCUAUUAUCACAUGACCAGUUUGAAAAGCUAUAAUCCUCUUAUAGCUCGGAGUAAAUGGAUGAUGGAUGUUUUCCCCAAUUUAUAUAACUACACCGAACAAUCCAAAUUAUAGAAAGGUUUUUCUUGUCGAAAUCUUCGCGAACCCAUUGAACAUGCUGCAAUUUUGAACUGGAUGCAGGUAGCGCCUGGUGGAUAAUUUUGCAUUUUUAAUCCACGGGCAACCAAUUAUUGGAGAGGGAUCUUGUUCAUUGCCACUAAUUGUUUGUCGGCGAAUUGGGUACCCAGCAUUUUUAAAAUUUUAUUUUGUUUAACCCAUUUAAAUCCUAUUGUUCCAAACUAACCCCUGUGCCAACUGAUCGAAGGUGGACAGCUGAAGAACCUUCACUUAAGUUGAAACCAACUUACUUGAGCCCUUUGCAAUGUCCUCACUAUUUUUUGAUUGCAGAGAAAAACGAAAUUCUCUCUAAUCGAUUGAAACUGAUUGCAAUGGAUUUAUAAUUUUAAUUUAGUGCAGGCAAUUGCUAUUUGCUGCAAUUUGUUUAUUCACUUCGAAUUGUUUUUUUCGGGGGUUCCUUUACCUCUCCAGAAGGCUCUGUCGUGAUUACAAUAAUUCUCAGUUUUCUGAGAUGGGCUAUUUCGACUUCGGAACUUGAUGAUGUUUCCUGUUUUUUUUAAAUAUAA
Cryptomeria japonica (Japanese cedar) is the source of this 7744-nucleotide messenger RNA. RefSeq lists its product as uncharacterized. NCBI's taxonomy places the organism in Eukaryota, Viridiplantae, Streptophyta, Pinopsida, Cupressales, Cupressaceae. Bases 885 to 6989 code for a protein of 2034 amino acids. The transcript is spliced from 7 exons. The record is from RefSeq and is a predicted model, not a curated record.